UUCAAAAAGAGCAAGCUGUGUUUUUUUUUUCAAAUUAGCCUUUCAGAAACUUGGGGACAUGCACACUUACUGUGAAGGGGUAUCUGCCAGAGGCUGAAGUAUCUUCGCUUGCGGUGUUGGGCUGCCUCUCGCUAGAACGUGUACGAUUGUUCUGAAGCCUUUGGACCUCAGCAGAGCCACUGAGCAAGCUGCAGCAACUGAAAAGUAGCAUUGUGUUGCCCGUGUGUUUGUUUUCCAAGGUACAGGUCGGCUUUCAUGCCAGGCUGCACAUUAACUUCAACAGGCACACAGCUUCCACUGAGCUCAGUCUCUUUCCUCCAGGGCUGGACUUUUCCUUCCUCAGAGGUACAAGGGGGAUCCAGUGGCCUAAUUCAGUAGAAGGAUGGAGUCUUCCAGUAAAACCCACCAUCACCCAAUGAUUGCAACAGGUUUGUCAGUGGGUGGGGAGUUGGCUUUGGAUCCACUGGUGAUGUGCAAGCUCUGCCUUUGUGAAUACUCUCUUGAUGGAAUGACCACUCUGGAGCAAUGCAACUGCUUUUUCUGCACUGUGUGCUUAACACGAUAUGUAGAACUGAUGAUCAGAGAAGGUUGUGGAUCUCCUAUCACAUGCCCAGAGCUUGGAUGCCCUAAAAAUGGGGUCUUGCUGGAUGCAGAGAUUGCAUUUUUGGUUCCAGCUGGUGUGCUUCAGCUGUACCAGCAAUUGAAAUUUGAACGAGAAGUCCAUCUGGACCCCUCCAGGACGUGGUGCCCCAGAGUUCAAUGUCAGACUGUGUGCCAGAUUGAUGUGGCUGAUUCUCAUCAGGCUGUACAAGUACAAUGCCCCUCCUGCCACAUACAGUUUUGCUCCGUUUGCAAGGCCAGCUGGCAUCCAGGGCAAGCAUGUCAGGAGAAUCAGCCCUUUAUGUCCUCGAAAGCAGAUGAUGCUGGUGUUUCCACCAGCCAGGACACCAAUACAGCCAUCAAACAGUGUCCAGUAUGUCAUAUCUUCAUAGAACGAAAUGAAGGUUGCGCCCAAAUGAUGUGUAAAAACUGCAAGCACACCUUUUGCUGGUACUGUCUUCAUAAUCUGGAUAAUGACAUCUUCCUGAGACAUUAUGACAAAGGUCCAUGUCGCAAUAAACUUGGCCACUCCAGGGCCUCAGUUAUUUGGAACAGAACCCAGGUUGUUGGGAUCCUCUUUGGAUUGGGUCUUAUUGUACUAGUCACAUCUCCACUUCUCCUCCUGGCCUCCCCCUGCAUUAUCUGCUGUGCCUGUAAGUCCUUUAGGAGUAAGAGGAAACACCAUGGCCCGCCAUCUACUUAAACUGAGGAAAACCCCGAUCCAAUGUCCUUCUGGUGCCAAGACUACUUCACUCACGUCAUUCUUUCAGAUGAAGUGCCUAUUGGAUCAGUGCUGUGGAAGCACACACAAUAUAGAUUAUGGAUGAGAGGGGAGUUGGGGGAAGCUUAGAUUUUGGAUGUAUCAUUGUAGUAACUGCAGGAAACAUGUCACACCAAAGUGAAAUUGGUGGAUACUUUGACAUUGCCUAACUGUCAUUAUAAUGCACACUGCUGCAGUCUACAUUUCUUAAUAAUCUGAGGAUAACUGUAUGCUUUCAGCUAAUUUUUCUACCCUCACCCCUUCACCACCCCUCCCUUUUCCUGCUAUCCCCCACAGACCUAUUGUGCUUCAGCAAGGUCUGUUAUUACCAUGAUCUGUUUUGGCCAUCUUGGGACAGGGUAAGAUUCUCAAUUCCAACUUCCUCCACCCCCUGGACAAUACAAUGUUUGGACUCCAUAAAAAUGCUACAUCUAGUAACAUUUAGAGAUAAAGUAGGAUUCACAUGAAAGGGGCAAUUUGAGGCUGGAACUCCAAAGCCACCUGUUCCCUUUGGAUGAGAAACUGCAUUGCUUUACCACCAGAUCUACACUCUGAUGUUUGGACUAUGGUUAUUGUUUCCUUAGUGCAUUGCUAGACUUUUCUUUUCCUGUAAAACACUAACUUAUUUGUCAUUACAAGCUAUGUGUGUUAUGCGCUUGUUAUGCGCAAAAGCACCAGUCGGGCAACUAAAUGAUAAACCUUAGGCAGCCUAUUUGCCUUCACCAAGGCUGCAGGCAUCUAAUAAAAGGAUAACUGCUCAUGACGUCCUCCUUCCUUAAAGCAUAGGGGUCUAUAACAAAUGGAAGGAGGGGUAUAACAGUUAAUAUAGACAUGAUAAAGGAAAAAAACAUGCCUGUAAUGAAUUCUUAAAUAGUACAUGCACACAUUUACAUAUACCAUUGGCACUAAAUUGGGCCAAACAAGUACUAUAUACAGAUCUUGCUAUGUAUUGGGAAUAGCAGUUUCAGAGAAAGCAGAUAAUUUUUGGAGCUGAAAUAAUAACCAGAAAAUUCCUUUCAAAGGGCUGAAUUUUCCUGAUCAGGUGACAAGGUUGGGAGCAAAGUUGCAAAAUAGUGCAUCAGGUUUGCUACCCGAUGCGUUCUUGUCUCCGACAGAUCUCUCUGGAGGCGAGUUAAUGUAGCAGAGGUUAUGGGCCCGGCAGCUAUGGGUAGCCAAUUAGGCCAAUUAGUGGCACAGUUGGAGGAAGGCUGAUGGUGUCGCUGUAAUCUUCUCAAUGGCAGAUGGACCCCCUAGCUGAGGCCAGCGCCCGGCAGGCUAUUAGAGAUGGCCUCCUGAUGGCAGACUGGGGGUCCAUGGAAUUGUCUAUUCGAUCAUCUCAGCAAGGAUCCGUUGGGGUGCGAUGGACACAACCGUGGCCGCAAACCAUCCUAUAGAGGUGCCCCCACCCACAAUGGUGGCAUAAUAGCUGUGGCCAUGCAUGAUUUAUAAUUAUUUGAAAUAGUCCACAGAGCAGCUCCAUAUUGAAGUGCCCUCAUGGUGUCCAGAUUGCCUCAGCAGCACCUGUCUCUCCCAGUGGAUAUCGCUGUGGGCCCAUGGUUUGCCCAGCAUUCUUAAUUGGAUGGGGUUCCUAGAGGCAGCAUCUUGAUUGCCUCCAGGAAAGUCACAACCGACAUCUUACAAUCAGCUACUUCCAGGUUCCUGACCCAGAUUUGAGGCUGAUAUUGGCCUGGUUUUUGUUAUUAUUUGUUCAUGGGAUGUAGGCAUCGCUGGCUAGGCCAGCAUUCAUUGCCCAUCCUUAACUGCCCUUGUACAGAGGGCAUUUAAGA
This is a messenger RNA of Carcharodon carcharias (great white shark), 3147 nucleotides long. RefSeq names its product E3 ubiquitin-protein ligase RNF144B-like. The coding region runs from base 383 to 1303 and encodes 306 amino acids. Gene Ontology annotation, biological process: positive regulation of proteasomal ubiquitin-dependent protein catabolic process; ubiquitin-dependent protein catabolic process; protein polyubiquitination. Gene Ontology annotation, cellular component: ubiquitin ligase complex; mitochondrial membrane; cytoplasm. NCBI's taxonomy places the organism in Eukaryota, Metazoa, Chordata, Chondrichthyes, Lamniformes, Lamnidae. The transcript has 8 exons. Gene Ontology annotation, molecular function: ubiquitin protein ligase activity; ubiquitin conjugating enzyme binding; zinc ion binding. The record is from RefSeq and is a predicted model, not a curated record.